UUGCACAGGGCUAUAUAAAAGCGGCGCGCGAGACGAGCCGGCGCAGAACGCUACUCUUCUUCUAGAACUCACAUGGAACGAACACGGAGCGGAUCAAAGGAGGAGAUUUCGGAGCGUCGCGGGAAAUCAGCACUACGAUGGUCUAUAGCCAGGCUCUGGUGUUCGGAUACGGCAUGUCGGCCGGUGCCGAGGAAGAUAAGCUGACGGAAAUGCUGAAGAGGUUCUUCGGGCUGGAGAGAGGAGAGAACUUCGGGGGCCGCUCCGCGCUCAGGAAAGCAGCCAGCUCCUCCAGUCUCGCAUCUGAGUGCAGCUGGGAGGAAGACGAGGAUGACACGGCCAGUAUUAAACAUGACUUGACCAGGCGGCUUGAGCGGUGCCUUGUUUCAGCGAAGGCCGCCAGGCUGCGCUGCCGGGAGCUGCUCCUCCCAGCCGGGAUGAUCGCCCGGGUGGGCCGGGACCUGAUCCGGGCCUCCGGAGACGAGCCGUGUGGCCUGCGUGGCGCAGUCAUCCACCUCUUGAUGGAAAACAAGAGUGGCGUGCAGAUGCUGGGCACCGUGACGGCCGAGCAGAGCCUCACUCCGACCUUUGAGCUGUCUGUGGUGUUCAAGGAGGAUCCCGACGGCUGGCCGCCUCUAAGGCACCUGCUGGGGACUGAAGGGGCUGUGAGGCUGCGAGCAGAGUACCGGCUGGUCAAGAGGAAACUUUACUCCUCAGCCAGCCCUACUGUGAUGGAAUUCUGCUGAAAUUCAGUCUGUUCACCACUGCUUGGGGUCAGUGGCUCACAGCACUGGUCCUGGGAUUCCCCAGCCCUGCACAGUUUGGUGUUUCCCCUGCUGUAAAUAAUCUAACUGAAUAACUCACUAAGAAGAGCUUGACCAAAGUUGAACCACUUCAUAUAAUAGGGAAAUAGGAGUUUAACAAUGGAUUUGUAUCAGUAGUUUGAGCUAGCAGAACGAGUUACAGAGCAAUUUGCACAUUUGCUGACGGGUUAAUUUUUUCAUUGUCAUAUUAUCGAUUCUGGUGAACGUUCCUGGAUGUACUUUACCUAAGCUUACACUACUGCUAGGGUUUCAAUACUACCCCUGUUCUGCAUUUUUUUUUGUAAUUUUCCUUGCUUUAAAGUGAUUCCACUGAUGAGCUCAUUAGCAAGCCUGUCCUGAGUUUAAGUAGGUGUGUUGGAGCAGGAAAACAAAAAAUAUGCAGGACUAAAGUUGGCAACCACCAAUAAGGGGAAAAUAGGAUUUGUAUUAGUUUUUUAAUAUAGGAUAAUGAGUUACAAGCCAUUUUGCACAUCGCUUUUGGUCUAGUUCAAUGUCUGUGUUACUACUGUUGAUGGAGAAUGUUAAUGAAUACUUUAUGUAGGCCUACACUACCAUACUACAUGCCUUGAGUUUACAGUUUGUGGAUGGAAGGAUGUUCUGUCUACUCAUAUUUGGCAUUCAGGUUGUGUUUCUGGAGAUAUGUUGGCAUUUUUGCUGAGCUGUUUUGCACUGUGUGAAGAAUGUAGCCUACACUGCAGUAUUCCUGUUUAAGGUCACUGAAAAAGACACUGAUUUAAAUGCACAGCAUAUCUUGGUGGAAGUAUUUAAUUUGCAAUAAUUUGUGUAAUUUUUCUGGAAAAUGUUUACAAAGCUGUUAAGGGGACAAGCUGGAUUUGUCUCCAAAGUACAGAUGUUUUGUAUUCGUCAGUAUUUCCCUGAGACUUCUUAAUGAAAACAUUAAAACCUUUUGCACAGUA
Messenger RNA from Colossoma macropomum (tambaqui), 1738 nucleotides. RefSeq lists its product as uncharacterized. Gene Ontology annotation, biological process: negative regulation of signal transduction. The record is from RefSeq and is a predicted model, not a curated record. NCBI's taxonomy places the organism in Eukaryota, Metazoa, Chordata, Actinopteri, Characiformes, Serrasalmidae. Gene Ontology annotation, cellular component: cytoplasm.